Molecule: messenger RNA, 1679 nt
Organism: Ceraceosorus bombacis
Lineage: Eukaryota; Fungi; Basidiomycota; Exobasidiomycetes; Ceraceosorales; Ceraceosoraceae
Source: the annotation of a GenBank genome assembly
AUGAUUGCAGCUCCAAUUCGAAGUGGCAGCAGCGGCACGAUGCUGCGCGCUGGCGCUGGCGCUGUCGCUGUCGCUACCUCCCGCAACGCCAUCUCAGCCGCACAGCCAGUCUGUGCUGUGCGCACAGCUCCGCGAUCGGCAUGGCAGACCUCUUCGCGCUGCAUGGCCACCAUGCCCCUCACCUCUGCUCCUACAUCCGCCUUUGCAAAGGAGCCCGUCAAUGGCAAGUACACUGUCAGCUUCAUUCGAGGUGACGGCAUCGGCAUCGAGAUCUCGGAAGCUGUGGAUGACAUCUACAAGGCUGCUGGUGUACCCAUCAUCUGGGAAAAUGUCAGCGUAGCGCCGUACAUCAACAAGCAAGGAAAGCAGAGCAUCCCAGACGAGGCCAUCGAGAGCAUCAGAAAGAACACUGUCGCUUUGAAAGGUGAGUCAGUCGCCUUUGCAGUGAGGCGUGCGCCCGUGCACACGCACACGCACACGCACACGCACUCACCCUGGCUCUCGUUUCUCUCUCUCUCUCCUCGCAGGGCCCCUGGCCACUCCCAUCGGCAAAGGUCACGUCUCCCUGAACUUGACUCUGCGCCGAACCUUUUCCCUUUUUGCCAAUGUCAGACCUUGCAAGUCUCUGGAAGGCUACAAGACGCCAUACGACAACGUGGACACGGUGCUGAUCAGAGAGAAUACGGAGGGAGAGUACUCGGGCAUCGAGCACGAGGUGGUGGAUGGUGUUGUGCAAAGCAUCAAGCUCAUCACUCUCGAGGCUAGCGAGCGCGUAGCGAGGUACGCCUUUCAUCACGCAGAGCAAAACAAGAGGAACCGUGUCACCGCGGUCCACAAGGCCAACAUCAUGUAAGUGCGAGCGAGGGCGGCAAUCAGGUCGCAGGCGUCAUUCGAGGGGCGCACUGCGAAAAUGAGGGGCUCACCUUUUCUGCCCCUUGAUGGCACACGCGCAGGAAAAUGUCGGACGGAAUGUUCCUGCACGCUUGCCGUCAAGUGGCCAAGGAGUACCCGAACAUCCAAUAUGACGAGGAUCUCCUGGACAGAGCCUGCUUGCGUAUCGUGCAAGAUCCUGCUCCUUAUGCUGAUCGGGUGAUGGUGAUGCCCAAUCUGUAUGGAGACAUCUUGUCCGACAUGUGCGCCGGCCUGAUCGGUGGUCUGGGUCUCACACCUUCUGGAAACAUUGGAAAGGACGCUUCCAUCUUUGAAGCUGUGCAUGGCUCCGGUCCUGAUAUCGCUGGUCAGAACAAGGCCAACCCAACCGCGUUGCUCCUCUCUUCGUGAGUUUGCGCCGCUGGUGCAUCGCCCGCCCGAACGCACACACUGACUCGCCUGAUCGCAUUCCCUUUUGCUCUCUUCGCACAUCCCACACAGGAUCAUGAGUGAGCCAUCUUGAGACAGCCUAUACGAUGUCGCGCAAGCUCAGCAGCUGACGCAUCCCGCCUCUCGCUCUGCAGUGCUCCGUCAUAUGCGUCUCUUUGAGCACGCAGACAAGAUCGAGAGCGCCAUCUUUAGAGCCAUCGCAGAGGGCGACCGUGAGUUUGCGCCGCUGGUGCCACCGCCGCCCGAACGCACACUGAUUCGCCUGGGCGAUGUAUUCCCUUUGCGAAACAGGAACGGGAGACCUGGGCGGCAAGUUGGGCACUCGCGAAUUCACAAAGGCUGUCAUCAAGCGCCUGUGA